AUCAGUUCGUAUCAGCAGAAACAAUGGACAACGCUCAUUGACGGCGAAAACAUGUCGCACACUGCAAACAAGCGUGAGACAUGCAACGUGACAUACACAUUCUGGACCCAGAUCCAGCCAGCCACCUCACAGCCCCGCAGCGGGGCUGGUGUGUGGCCUUGUCUAUCUCUCUGGGUGUCUAUCUGGUCAGCCGAAAGCUGUUCGCCAUCCGUCGCAGUUUGUCGCUCUCGGCAGCCCACUCGUCUUCCGGCGACACGACAGUGAGGGAAAACAGCUUGUCCCCUCGACACGCGAUGACAGAAAGGUUGUUGUACUCGAAUGGCUGGACAACCCCCCUGACGAUGUACUCAAACAAAUACACCUCCCUGAAACAUCGCACACAAGACACAUCGGUGGGUCAGGUGAACGACCAGCAGCUGUCUCACUGACCCUCCUGGCUCUCUCUGUUCGCUGAGCGCAUCAAUCAGCAUGGCGACUUUGCCUGAGCCCUCUGGCGCUAUCGCCUCGCGCAACAGAGUCUCAGCCGCCUGCAUUCAUACAUAUAUUACCAUGACACAGGUGGCACACGCACACAAAACAGAUGAGGUGUAUUUGCCUGCUUUGGCGGCCCGAGGAGAGAAAAGAAGGCUCGGUCAUCCGUCAGCCUUAAAGUGCUCUUCACCACCGAGACGUUCUCCUGAUACAUCAGGGCAAACAGAGCACCUCCCGUCAAUGUGUGACGUGUUAUCCAUCCAUCCAUCCAUCCGUGUGCUGAAUUCACCUUGGCGUCUCCUCCACCCCCGGGCGGUCCGAAGGCCACAUCGGGUGCCUCGCUUUGUGCAGCAGCCCUCUUAACAGGCCGGCCCUCGUCAAAUGAUGCAGCCAAUGGCCGCCGAGCGGCAUCCUGAACAGUCAAACAACACCAUAGUUGAGCAAACAGGUGUCUGUCCAUCGAUCCAGACAGUCGGCCUUUGCUGUACCUUUGCUGUGUACAGCGCGACGUCUGCUAGCCAAUUUGAUGGGUACAAGAACUCGUUCUUGUAGAGUCAAGUACCCAUCAAAUUGGCUGGAAAUCGACACAGAGGGAGGGAACAAACAGACAACACAAUGUCGCUCAGCGUAACCAUCUUCAAGUAGUGGCUGACGUGUGCCGCUUCUCGUGUGUACCGGUGGGCAGGUCCCAGCCGGUACGAGUACCCAUCCACUUCAUUGACGUACCUGCACGCAGCAACAAGACGGCACUCACAUGUACGGCGCAUCCCUUGCCUCCCUUCUCGGUGUGCUGCUUGCCUUUUAAAUCCAUCAAUGGGGUAGAUCACAUCAAGCCUGAGUUUUCUUGCCUGCUCAGGUGACAGCCGCAGAAGAGCCGAAGUAAUGCCGAACAGAUUGGCACCAAGGGCAACUACCGCGGCGCCCUGUGAGGACGUCAAAGGGGGAAUGAAUGUAAUCCAGCCACCCGCAACCGCCCACUUACCAGAAGCACAAGAAAGCGGCGGCGGGGUGUGAUGCUGUCAGGCUCUGCAGGCACAACACAGGAUUCAUAGAUCUGAUGAAUGAAGAUCUCGAGCAGCACCAAUCUCCUGCAGCAGCCUGUCGUUUCUUCGUUGGCGCAGCUUGACGCUUCUUCUCAUUGGCAGCAGGGGCUGCACAAACAGAGUGGAUCUGAGGAAUGACUCUCCUGCAGCACCAAUCUCCUGCAGCAGCAGCCUGUAGUUUCUUCGUUGUCGCAGCUUGACGCUUCUUGUCAUUGGCAGCAGGGGCUGCACAAACAGAGCGGAUGACGGAGAAAUACGCUGACGGCAUGUCGCCGCCUCAGCAAGGCACGGCAUAG
Vitrella brassicaformis is the source of this 1810-nucleotide messenger RNA. NCBI's taxonomy places the organism in Eukaryota, Vitrellaceae. The record is from the annotation of a GenBank genome assembly.